CACGAUCCUUUCUGUUGCUAUCAAUUCCCAUUCUGCUCUCCCGACAGUCUGAAGUCCAUGUAGCCUGCCCGUGAUGCACGGCGAUCUGGGCACCAAACUUGCCCAACACGCCAAACGCACCCUCACCUUGCCCAUCCUCCCACCCUAUCAAACCGAACUCGUACGCUCCUGCGUGCGCGAAACGCGCGACCUCGACCGCGACGUGUCUCGACUCCUCGAACCGUACACGCAAACCGUCACGACGACCGAUGAGAAUGGCAACCCGGCGCAACAAUCUCAAUCCACGUUCAACCCGGCCGAACACUCAGCCACCGCCUGCGCGCUCUUAGUCGACCAUCUCAGCAUGCGGAGGAACAAGAGGUGCUUACUAGCCUACCACCGCGUCAGAGCCGAGAGACUUGAAGCACUCGCCUGGGAAGGACGGGAUAUCGACGACAACAACCACCCUAGCACCGGCACCGGCACCGCAACAACAGAUCCCACCCCCGCCGGCAGCACGGCGACCCAGAAUUCACUAAGUCCCGAAGAAGAGUCAUACUACCGCAAGUACACGGACCUAUUGGCGCAGUAUAAAGGUCAUUGGACGGACAUCGACUUGACCGGCAGUCUGGACCCGCCGCGAGAUUUGUUCAUUGAUGUGCGCGUGCUGCGGGACGCCGGAGAAAUUCAGACGGAGUAUGGGGCCAUUAAUCUCACGAAGAACUCCCAAUUCUAUGUCAGGCAUGGCGACGUGGAGCGGUUGAUACAGAUGGGGUUUCUGCAGCGGUUGAGUUGACAACGCCGAAGAUGCAGAGGCGUGACUGGGUCUAGCCGUGUCAAAGAAUUGGAUGUCAUGUGUCUAAGAGGGCAUGAGUUCGGUGACCCACGAAAGUAAUGAGGCAUGAAGACAAUAUGUUACCAAUGUCAGAAGUCAUUGUUUCUUGCAAUUGCUCUGGUGAGGCUAUCUAGUUGCUGGGAGGGAUAAAAGCUCGUAAGACAUCAUGUCUAUUGUGUCCGAGUCGAACAGUCAAAUCCGGAGAUGUAUGUGUGCAGAAGUAAAGGAAUAGUCCCAGCUAAU
Molecule: messenger RNA, 1057 nt
Organism: Exophiala xenobiotica
Lineage: Eukaryota; Fungi; Ascomycota; Eurotiomycetes; Chaetothyriales; Herpotrichiellaceae
Exons: 2
Coding region: 74-775 (233 amino acids)
Biological process (GO): DNA replication; DNA strand elongation involved in mitotic DNA replication
Cellular component (GO): GINS complex
Source: RefSeq, a predicted model, not a curated record